Molecule: messenger RNA, 844 nt
Organism: Thunnus maccoyii (southern bluefin tuna)
Lineage: Eukaryota; Metazoa; Chordata; Actinopteri; Scombriformes; Scombridae
Gene: sf3b5
Product: splicing factor 3b, subunit 5
Exons: 2
Coding region: 113-373 (86 amino acids)
Biological process (GO): mRNA splicing, via spliceosome
Cellular component (GO): precatalytic spliceosome; U2 snRNP
Source: RefSeq, a predicted model, not a curated record
CCCCGGUUCAUUUUAAACGGCGAACGUACCGGAAGUCGUCACUUUGUUCCAAUACGACGAAGUGCGAAUAUUAUUUACACCUUUUAUCUAAAACUUCUAACAUCAAAUCGAAAUGACAGACAGAUACAACAUCCACAGUCAGCUGGAGCAUCUCCAGUCUAAGUACAUCGGCACCGGACACGCUGACACCAGCAAGUGGGAAUGGCUGGUCAACCAGCACCGAGACUCUUACUGCUCCUACAUGGGACACUUUGACCUGCUCAACUACUUCUCUGUGGCUGAGAACGAGAGCAAAGCGCGUGUCCGCUUCAACCUGAUGGAGAAGAUGCUACAGCCGUGUGGACCACCAGCAGACAAACCAGACGAUGCCUAGGUUACACUGGAGUGAGCUGUGGAAGAUUUUUUUUUUACAGGAUUUUUGGGGGGUUUUGAUGGACAUUCAACUUGAUUUCUGCCAAACAUUUUCAAUGUUGUGCUCUCUAAAAUUUCACCUUUCCAUAAAAUUAGGACGGCUGUGUUUUUAAUACUGAACGGAUGGUCGACUUACACAACAGAAGAUACCUGGACUCAGAUCUUUAUAUUUUUUGCAUCUGGACCACUGAAAAACAUUGAUUCUUGCCUCUUACAGCUCUGCAGCUGUCAUGGAAGUUAGCAUCAAAAAAGUCAGAGUGAGGAAAGUAGGAAGGUCUUCAACACCUUUUUAGAGAAAAUAAUGGAAAUGUUUGUUAUUGCUACAUUACAGAGAAUAGAAAUUGUUAAGCGACACACUCAUCUGUCAUGUGUUGGUCGUUGUAUUCUUGAUUGAAAUUUUUGUUUUGAUUUAAUUAAAAUUCGUAUUUCUCCA